Messenger RNA from Sinocyclocheilus rhinocerous, 1594 nucleotides. Its product is annotated as popeye domain-containing protein 3-like. Gene Ontology annotation, biological process: skeletal muscle tissue development; regulation of membrane potential; heart development. The record is from RefSeq and is a predicted model, not a curated record. Gene Ontology annotation, cellular component: sarcolemma. The coding region runs from base 355 to 1467 and encodes 370 amino acids. NCBI's taxonomy places the organism in Eukaryota, Metazoa, Chordata, Actinopteri, Cypriniformes, Cyprinidae. Gene Ontology annotation, molecular function: cAMP binding. The transcript has 4 exons.
GUCUCUACCCCCGCCUCUCGAGCUCCAUGUUUCCAACAGUCCAGUGCAGGACAGGGAACAGAAGCAGAGACGCUAUAGGGCUGAUAUUGUCAAAUUCGAAAGGAAAAGUGGGUGUCAACGGAACUGAAUGGAAUGGAAUUAUGAAGCUUCUUUCAUUCCAACUAUUUUUUGGCAGAAAGAGGUGUAUUGGCUGUUAGAGGCUGAGGGGAACAAUCUUUUUCAUAUAUAUCUGACAUUAGUUUUAUAUUUUUAACAAAAUUUUAACACCUUGGGCUUAUGAACCACUACUUUUUCCAACAAGGCUCUUUUUUUUAUAUUCAGUUUCCAUUGAAUUGAAGACCACAUAGCAUAAAUAUGAAUAGUGGCGACUCUACCUUGAUUGACUCUAUAAUUUUCAAUCACACUCUCUGCGAUGGAUGGACCAACAGCACCGAAGGUGCCAUCUACCAUCUGGGUAACACCAUUCUUUUUUUGGGCUAUAUGGGUGGUAGUGGAGCAUAUGGGGCUCUGUACAUCUUCAGCUUUUUGGCUCCCGCUUUCCUCUGUCUGGCUCUGUGGGGCUGGUUGACAGUGUGUGGCCUUGAUGUUUUCCUCUGGAACUUGCUGCUGAUGCUGCAGUGUUUGGCCCAGGUGUGUCAUCUGAUUUUUCGGCUGAUGCAGGACGGUUUAGCUAACGAGGAGCUUUCUGCGCUUUACACAGCUGUCUAUCUGCCUCUGGAUGUACCUGUGCAUGUGUUUAAGGAGAUUACGGCUGCCAGCGAGAACAAAGCGCUCUCUCUAGCGGCUGAGGAGACGUAUGCUGUCGAGGGGAAGACACCCAUUGAUCAGCUGUCUUUUCUUCUUUCUGGCAGGAUUAGAGUGUCCUUAGAAGGUCAGUUUCUCCAUUAUAUCUUCCCUCACCAGUUUCUUGAUUCUCCAGAAUGGGAGUCUCUAAGACCUACAGAGGAGGGCAACUUCCAGGUGUCACUGACCGCAGAGACGGACUGCCGUUACAUCUCUUGGCGCAGACGUCGGCUUUACCUUCUGCUGUCUAAGGAUCGUUACAUUGCCCGACUUUUCUCAGUCAUGCUCGGGAGUGACAUUGCUGACAAACUCUACUCGCUCAAUGACAAGCUGUUUGCCAAGAGUGGUGUGCGCCUUGAUAUCCGUCUGCCCAGUCUCUACCACGUCCUCGCCCCCUCGCCACAGGGCAGUGAGGGUGGCAGUGCUAGUUCACCGCCCAGGGGGAGCCAAGGAGAUGCUACAGUCAUGCCAAUUGAUCCAGCCCAGUCUAACCAGGCCUUAGAAGCAAGAAACGUCCAUCCGGACCAGGGAAAGACCCCUGUGCCCAAACCUCCACACCAGCUCUGGCCCUCAGACACUGAGAUGCCCUCUGGUGAGGAUUCAACAAGCUUGGUUCUGGAGGACUUUGCUGAUAUGACAGGCUCUCUAAUGGACUAUGGGAGUGAGAGAGAUUAUUUGAAGUAAAGGUUGGGGUGUUGAUGCUAACACACUGGGACACUUCUUAAAUCACAAUAGGAUGAUAAUCCAGGAAGACUUCGAUUCCAAAGAGGAGGUGCCCCACUGGCCCCUACUGACACCCCAAAGCUGUAGG